ACUGGUGUCACUGCCUGGUUGUUCCCUCACGGUCCGAUCACAGCGUCGUUGGAGUCGGGGAGGCCCUGUUAUUUCACUUCAGCUUUUUAGUCUUUCGCGAUCAAGUGGAGACAAACUCCGAUUUGGUUUGGUCAAGUGCCGUUACAAGUCAGUUUAAACCGGUUAGUUUUAACUUUACGGCUUCAGUUUGUUAAAGAAUGUCAAUGUUUAAGUUAGCUGGCUUGCUAACGGGAGAGCUAGCAGCCAAUGUUGUUUUGAUAAUUUACUAAAACAAGACAGUCUCCAUAUCCAUGAUUAUAGUUUGCAUUUCAGUGCAGUGGGAAAUAUAAUUAGCAGCAUAUUAAUGAUUGAGCUAUAGAGAGAAAUUAAUUUGUUUUAAGUUCGAAUAGCAGCUAACUAGUUAGCCAGUGCUAGCAGCUAUCGACUAGCGUCCGCUGGCUCUCUGGGGAACCCUCCCGAUUGUCCCCCGAACAGCAAAUAGAAACCGGGGAGCUUGUAAAGCUCUCAGCGAACCAGAUCCAAUGCGUGGGAUGAUGGGAACUCAAAGCAGCCCCGUCAAGAGCUACGAUUAUCUCUUGAAAUUUCUUCUCGUGGGAGACAGCGACGUAGGGAAAGGAGAAAUCCUGGAGAGUUUGCAGGACGGAUCUGUCGAGUCUCCAUACGCCUACAGCAGCGGGAUUGAUUACAAGACCACCACCAUUCUGCUGGACGGUAGACGGGUGAAAUUAGAGCUCUGGGACACAUCUGGCCAAGGGAGAUUCUGCACCAUCUUCAGGUCUUACUCUCGUGGAGCACAGGGCAUCCUUCUUGUAUAUGACAUCACCAACGGCUGGUCGUUUGAUGGGAUCGAUCGAUGGAUCCGGGAAAUUGAUGAGCAUGCUCCCGGCGUUCCCAGGAUCCUUGUAGGAAACCGACUUCACCUGGCUUUCAAGCGCCAAGUGCCGACAGAGCAGGCGAGGGCUUACGCUGAAAAGAACAGCAUGACCUUCUUCGAGGUCAGCCCUCUCUGCAACUUCAACGUCAUCGAGUCGUUCACAGAGCUGUCGCGUAUCGUGUUGAUGAGGCACGGCAUGGAGAAAUUCUGGAGGCCCAACAGAGUCUUCAGCCUUCAGGAUUUGUGCUGCCGAUCGAUCGUCUCCUGCACGCCGGUCCACCUCAUCGACAAGCUGCCACUUCCUGUCGCCAUCAAAUCCCACCUCAAGUCCUUCUCCAUGGCCAACGGCAUGAACGCCGUCAUGAUGCACGGACGCUCGUACUCAGUCGCCAACAGCACGGCGUCUGGUGGCAGCGGUGGCGGAAGCAAAGCCAACAGCCUGAAACGCUCAAAGUCCUUCAAAACUCCACAGAGUCCUCCGAUGAACUCGUCCUCCUCUUCCUCAUCCUCCUCCUCUAAAGGCAACUGUAAGAUCUCAUAGUGAAGUAGGGCAGCGAUAUUUGCCCCACUCCCUCGCCCCUCAUUAGGGCAGAUAUUAAAGCUGUUGCUCCAAGACGUCACAAGGCCGAAGACCAUGUAGAGCUCCCAGCUGCCAGAAAUGAAAACAGAUAUGAACUUAUUUGAUGUUCAGGAAUCAAGCUGGACUAGGACUGGUUUCUGUUCUCCUUGCUCUCGCCGGCGCCAUCUUGUGGAUGCUCGAUUACCUGUUCUCUAUCAAGGCGGGGAGGAUUUCCUGGGGAUCAACUAAUGUGAAUCAAGGGUUAUCUCUCACUAGUUAACACUACAGAUGAUUCUCUUCUGUAAGGAAAAAACAAGAUUGUUUACUGGUAUUUAAAGCUGGACUUGAAGUUAUGUAUGUGUGUGUAUAUAUAUAUAUAUAUAUAUAUGUAUAUAUAUAUACAUGUGUAUUUGUGAAGCAGUGAUUUUCAUGUAGAGGAGCUUCUCGUGUUUGUUUUGUCUCGAGUGUUUUGUGUUUUAUGGCCUUUUUGUACAGGGAAAAAAAUGUUGCUUUGCUAUUUAUUCAGAACAUUUUGUUUGAAACAUUUUAAAAUAUGCCAAUGAAGUGGAGUUAAGGAGGAACAGAUUUUAAACAGAAGCUCUUAUUUUCCAAAAACUAUUGAUUCGGGUCCAUUCGUCACUGCACUGUGUCUGGGCUGUUUAAACCUAAAUUGGAUCCGCCUUGUUGUGUAACUGUUUUAACUAUCGACAGCAUGGUUAGUUUUGUUCUCUGCUCGGCUCUUAUUAAAAACAGAACUUGUACAAACGAG
Xiphophorus couchianus (Monterrey platyfish) is the source of this 2202-nucleotide messenger RNA. RefSeq names its product ras-related protein Rab-40C-like. The transcript has 6 exons. The record is from RefSeq and is a predicted model, not a curated record. Gene Ontology annotation, biological process: intracellular signal transduction. NCBI's taxonomy places the organism in Eukaryota, Metazoa, Chordata, Actinopteri, Cyprinodontiformes, Poeciliidae. The coding region runs from base 522 to 1415 and encodes 297 amino acids. Gene Ontology annotation, molecular function: GTPase activity; GTP binding.